AUUUCGGUUUUCCUCCCAGUACCAAUUGUAGGACGACCAGGCGACAGUACGAUAGUGCCCCGGUUUCAUUGGCGUCGUACAGCUUCUUCCCACCGAUCGAACGACAUGGCGAUGAAAUGGCUUCGCACCGCCAAGCCGAGUGUGCACUCGAGCAGGAGUCUGACAGCGUUGGAUGAGCCGCUGGCAUUGGCGGACGCGAUGCGGCAUGGUGCGCUCAUUUUGAACGAUGAGGUCGACAAGGCGGAAGCAGAGUUGUCCAAGGGAACGUCGCCCUUUCAUAUGCUGGGCGCGGCGACGACCUUGUUUCUCCGCGCGACGCUGGGCUUUGAAAAGGAUAUUAUGGCUCAAGCGGCCUCACGAUUAGCCGAGGCGGAAGCGUCGGCCAGCGAGCACCAGAAGCGUGCUGUGAAGGAUUCCUCGACGGGCCAUGAGAGCAAAAUCUACCCACGAGGCUCCGAAUAUGCCUUGUGUCAUGCCGAGGCGCAGUUGAUGGCCGCCGUGGUCGCGGUGUUGCACGAGAGCUUGACUGAGUCGCUGAAGGGAUUCUACAAGUUGAGAAAGGCGUUUGGGACGCUCCAGGAGAUUGUAGAGGCUGAGCACAAGUACCUGGAGAAGCAUCAUUCCGGCUCAGGAUCUUCUUCGCUGGUCACUACUAGAACGGCUACUAUUACUCCGCCAGAGAAUCAUUCCGGCUCUACAUCUGGAGUCUUGACCCCCGUUGAAGAUGAGGAGGACGACUUCAAGGAUGCGGUCGAGGAGUUUCUCGACGACCAGGCGACACUGCACGAAUAUCAAGAUCAUCUGGAUUUGAGCGGACUUCGGUUGCAGGAGUCCCUUCAAGGCAUCGAAAGGCGUGCAGAUGAGCUGAAUUUUAGAGCUAUCACCGAUGAUCCGAUCGAUAUCUUCAUACAUUCGGGAGCUGCUCUAUGUUUUGGGUUACUGCAACUGCUGCUCUCGUUGGUACCUCCGGCUUUCAGCAAGAUCCUAUCCAUGUUCUCCUUUCGCGCCAUCGAUCGCGAGAGUGCUCUCGGUCUGCUGUGGCGAGCGACGGCUUUCAAGCAGAAUCUCAAUGGGGGCAUGGCUGGCCUCUGCCUGUUGCCCUUUUACAAUGCUGCGGUUGCGCUCUGUGAGAUCCACCGGAGAGAGGCUUACCCCAAACAGCGGCUGCAAAAUCUGCUUGCGGAGAUGAGGCAACUCUAUCCGCGGUCAAUCAUGUGGAUUUUGGAAGAGUCGCGUAUGCGUGGCUUGGAUCGAGAUCUCGAAGGUGCACUUGGUCUCCUUACGCGCGACAAAGACACAACUUCGUCUAUGAAGCAAAUGGAGGCGCUGCGGGUGUUUGAGAUGAGUAUGGCGUACAUGUUCUUGCAUCGCUAUGAGGAGUGCGCGACAUCUUUUUUGCGAUGCAUUGAACUGAACAACUGGAGUCACGGACUGUACUACUAUCUCGCGGGAUCCUGCUACGUGGAGCUCUACCGCGAAUAUAGACAUACCAACGCGAAGCUGGCAGACUCGUAUCGGGACAAGGCGAUGCAUGUCCUGAAUCAAGUUGCUGCCAAUACGGGCAAGAAGAAGUUCAUGGCACGACAGCUGCCCUUGGAUGUAUACAUUUCGCGCAAGCUGGCCAAAUGGCAACAGCGUGCCCAUGUACGUGGAUGCGAUUUAGUGGAUGCGAUCGGUGUCUCUCCCAUCGAGGAGAUGAUUUACUUCUGGUCGGGCUAUCGCAGGCAGUCUGACUCUCACUUGAAAGAGUCCAUGGCACGACUCGCGUGGUCAUUCAAUCAGCCGACAUGGCCGAAUGAAGCCAUUGACGAAAAGGCCAUUCUUGCAGUCCUCCAGUCCACAGUUCUACGCAAUCUGGGACAAACCGACCAGGCGAAGACCAUGCUGGCCGAGCACGCAUUUUGUUAUGAGCCUCAUCAGAUCACCGCCUGCGAUCACGCCGAUUCGUGGGCGUUACCUGUCGCGCACUACGAGCUCUGCGUCUGUCUGUGGAACGAAGCAGGUGGCCAGGACGGCGAUCGCGCGAAGCUCCAAAUGUGCAGCGAGGAGCUUGCGAAGGUGGAAAAUUGGGGCAGUUUUGAACUCGAUGCGAGAGUUGGCUUGAAGUUGACGACUGCUCGACAGACUCUGACCCAGACUGGAAUCAGUUGAUGAAGAUAUUCCACGGCAUCUCGAGUAAAUUCGGCAAAACAGCUGGAGGGGGGGUUGAAGAGGCCUCAUCAUGUACAACAUACAAUCCAUCUGAGAGAAGCAUCUCAUCAGUCAUAUUCACUCG
This is a messenger RNA of Sphaerulina musiva SO2202, 2275 nucleotides long. RefSeq lists its product as uncharacterized. Gene Ontology annotation, cellular component: mitochondrial outer membrane; nucleus; cytosol. The transcript has 4 exons. The coding region runs from base 106 to 2151 and encodes 681 amino acids. The record is from RefSeq and is a predicted model, not a curated record. NCBI's taxonomy places the organism in Eukaryota, Fungi, Ascomycota, Dothideomycetes, Mycosphaerellales, Mycosphaerellaceae.